GGAUUGGUUAUAAUUCAACAUGUAGAAUAAUUCAUACUAAUUUUAUUUUGACUUUUAAAAAGUAGAGGAUUUUUACCAAAAAAAAAAAAGCGCUAUAUAAUUUAAAGGAAAAAAACUCCCCAUUUUCUCGAACGGCUCUCUGACUCCGGUCAUUCGUCAAUCUCUUCAUCUCCCAGGCCCGGUUCUGGCCAUUUCGAUCCAACUUCGUUAAAGACUCCAGCUUGACGAAGCAACCUGAACAAGUGAGAAGGGGAAGGGGAAGAUAAGGAACUCAAAGAUUCCAGCUUGAUGAAGCAACCUGAAUGCAACAAGGGAGAAGGGGAAGGGGAAGGGGAAGAUAAGGAACUCGAAGGUGUGAGUGUCUGAGAUGGAUCGACAUGGGUAUUUUCAAUUUUCUCCUGGGCAUUUUCAUGUAUUUGUUGGAUUUUUAGAGGCUCAUAUCUACAUAUCCAUAUAUGCAUUGCAUGUGGAUGUAAGGGAUACUUUAAGAAAUAUGAAGGAGGAUGAUAUCAGCCAAGACUCCGAUUGUUUCUCCAGUUUAUCCAAUUCUAAACCGUGGCAUUUUGUACGCUUGGAGAAGACAUGUCAGCGUAAUGAGCAGGUAGCUUUGUUGUUAAAGGUGCUUCAAUGUGAUAAGUCUGUAAUCCCAUCUAUAUAUGAAUUCCGUAGCCUCUUGUCUUUUCAUGCUUACUUGACGUUGGAUGAGGCUGAGAACUUAAGUGAAUUAGAAGAAGUCGAGGAAAUUGGUUUGCCUUCAAUGUCGGUGCUUGCUAGGAAAGCAAAACGAAUCAGGUCUUUAACUUCCGAUGGUCUACUAAAAGCAAAGAAACAAAAGACUAGUAUGGGCAGCAUUCUCUCGCAGCGGAGACAAAACAAAGAGAAAUGGAGGUACAAUGAAGAUUUUGAGCCAGAGCCAGAGUCUGACAUUAAGGAUUUAGAGGAGGAAGACUUGUCAGAUUUUGAGCCAGAGCCAGAGUCUGACAUUAAGGAUUUAGAGGAGGAAGACUUGUCAGAGGAUGAUUUGCUCGAUGAUUAUGGUUCGUCCUGCAGAUACGAGGGUUAUCAUGGGUUUGCAUCUGGGAAAAGGUGGUAUGAAGUAAGCUUGGUAGAUGACAAAAACCAGGAUUAUCAUAAAGCUUUGCUGCUAGAUGUGCUUAAAUGGGAUUCAUGUAAAAGCAUCUAUUGGUAUAAGGCUAAUCAUCUGUUUGAAGCCCGCAUGAGUGAGGAAGAGGCUGAUAAAGUUGCUGAUUAGGAAUGAGAAACUGUCAUCCCAUUCAAUCGAAUUGGGAUGCCCUGGAUCUGACAUGUCUCUUGGGAAGAUUAACAUGAAGCUCAGAAUUAUGGGAGUAUUGAUUCAAUACUCCCAAAUAAAAAGGGAAUCGGUCUAUGGUCGAGUCAGUAAAAAUAGAAAACUAGGAAUUUUGAGUAGUGUUUUUUUUGUCGAAAAAUUUCAAUACAUGUUAGACAUGUCUGAUACCAAGUCAGAAUAACAUCUAUCUGUUUCUUGACAUUUAAUCUUUUGUUUACUGUAUUCGCUUUUUUUUUUUUUAAGGGUUGGAAGAAGUUGAGUACGUGGAGCCACGUCGGUACAUCAUGGAACUCAAUUAGGUGACGUUUCAUUUGAAAAAUUAAUGAACUUCGUCUCUAUUUCUGGUCUUUCGAUCUUAUUUACUAAUCCGGUCUGAAAAAAGCCAAAUUAAUGCUUGGUUCCUAUUAAUUUUUAGGUUAAAAUUAAAGUUUUUUUUUUUUUUAAAUUGAUGCUACAAUAUGUUCUCAUAUAUUACCCACUGAGUUGAUUAAAGAAUAUCAGUGGAAGUAUAUUAGUUUAUAAUUAUUUUUAAUUGUGAAACGGGUAUUUGGGCCAGUCGGGCAUGGUUGUAUGGGGAUUUCCACCAUCUCCUAUCAGGUUGUGAAAAA
Messenger RNA from Gossypium arboreum, 1917 nucleotides. RefSeq lists its product as uncharacterized. The record is from RefSeq and is a predicted model, not a curated record. Lineage: Eukaryota; Viridiplantae; Streptophyta; Magnoliopsida; Malvales; Malvaceae. The transcript has 15 exons. The coding region runs from base 368 to 1252 and encodes 294 amino acids.